Miscanthus lutarioriparius is the source of this 1617-nucleotide messenger RNA. Lineage: Eukaryota; Viridiplantae; Streptophyta; Magnoliopsida; Poales; Poaceae. The record is from the annotation of a GenBank genome assembly.
AUGGAGUUGCAGAUUGCUUCGGGAAUCCUGAUCGAUCUCCAGCAACUGGAACAGAAUUGUCGCGGUGUAAUUUGUCGAAUUUAUCCAUGCGCAGCGAAUUUCGGAAUGCACCUUCGUCUUGUUUUAAACCCACGAGGAGAGGCAAUGAUGUCGAACGCCGGCGGCACGCCGGCGCGGCGGAACAGCGAUGAGUCAGUCUCCCCGAGGUGCGUCCUCGACGACGGCUACAUGACAGGCAACAGCACCACCACCACCACCACCAGCACGCCAGCAACGACGACAAUGGCAACGACGAGCACGUUGUUUCCAGCUAUCACGGCGGCGACGUACAUCGACCCGUCCGCGCUGCUGAAGGCAACAACGGCGGCCGGGCGGCGCGACGGGCCGGCGGCGCCGCCGUGGAAGGCCGUGGCCGAGGCGUGGCGCUCCAGGGCCAAGCGCCAGCUCUCCGGCCGCAUCCCGUCGCUGGGUCCCACGAUGUCGUCGACGCUCCGGCGCCUAAGCAUCCGCCGGCCGGACAACGUCGAGGUGCACGAGUUCUGCGUCCUCAAGCCGACCCUCCGCACCUUCUCCCUCGCCGAGCUUAAGAAGGCCACCCGCAACUUCAGCAAAGAGAACAUGGUGGGCAGGGGAGGGUUCGCCAAGGUGUACCGGGGCAGCCUCCCGGGCGGCGAGCUUGUGGCGGUGAAGAAGCUGACGGCGGCGCAGGGGGCAGACCGGAUGGAGGGCUUCCUGUCGGAGCUGGGCCAUGUGGUGAACGUGAGCCACCCCAACAUCGCUAGGCUCGUGGGCGUGGGCGUCGACGGCGGCGAGCACCUCGUGUUCCCCUUCUCCCGCCUCGGCUGCCUCUCCGGGAUGCUCCACGGCAGCGGCGGCGCGGAGCCCAUGCCGUGGGAGGCGAGGUACAGGGUGGCGGUGGGCACGGCGCGCGGGCUGGAGUACUUGCACGAGAGGUGCGCAAGGAGGAUCGUGCACAGGGACAUCAAGCCCGCCAACAUCCUCCUCAUGGACAACUAUGAACCCCUGAUCUGCGACUUCGGGCUGGCGAGGUGGCUGCCGGCGAAGCUGACACACCUGCAGGUGACGGUGUUCGAGGGCACCUUCGGGUACGUGCCGCCCGAGUACACGACGCACGGCGUGUUCAGCGAGAAGACGGACGUGUUCGCGCUCGGCGUCGUGCUGCUCGAGCUCCUCACCGGCCGCCGCGCCAUCGACGCCGCCAAGCUCAGCCUCGUCGCAUGGGCGAAGCAGUACCUCGACGUGGAGGACGGCGAGGAAGACGGCGACGAGACCCUGAAGAUGGCCGACCCUGCGCUGGGCGGGCGGUACGACGCCGAGCAGCUCCGGAACAUGGCGUGGGCGGCCAAACUCUGCGUCCACACCUCCCCACACCACCGCCCACAGAUGAGCGAGGUGGUGCAGAUACUGGUAGGAGAGGGGGCGCAUCCACGUGGCGGUGGGAGGUACGGUGGGGCCCACCAGCCCGAUGAGCUGCAGGAAAUGAACGGCUACGAUGCAGCAGCGGGAUAUGUGGAUGAUCUGAGUCGCCAUAAGGCGCUCGCCUUCGCAGUCGACUUGGACUCACCACGAACAUACACCCAGCACGUCUCUUCUUGA